Ogataea parapolymorpha DL-1 is the source of this 969-nucleotide messenger RNA. RefSeq names its product 5'-nucleotidase. Lineage: Eukaryota; Fungi; Ascomycota; Pichiomycetes; Pichiales; Pichiaceae. Gene Ontology annotation, molecular function: nucleotidase activity. The transcript has a single exon. The record is from RefSeq and is a predicted model, not a curated record. Bases 1 to 969 code for a protein of 322 amino acids.
AUGAAAUUCAGUUCUCUACUCGCCAUCGCAACCUCCCUGGUUGCUAUCUCUGCGAAGAACAUUCUCCUGACCAACGACGACGGUUGGGCUGCCACUAAUAUCAGAGCUUUCUACAGAGACCUCAAGGCCGCUGGUCAUAAUGUCGUCAUGGUGGCACCUGCUGUGCAGAUGUCCGGUAACGGUGGAAAGUUCCAGCUUGCAGCCUCUAACACACUCGAGACGGACGCUGAGUUCGGCUACCCGCCAGCGGGCUCUCCUUCGUGGGGCCACGAGGAGGACGAUCUGAACGUGUGGUACUACAACGGCACCCCUGCAGCUUGCGUGGCGGUGGCUCUGGACUACAUUCUUCCCACCUAUUUCAACAACAUGACCGUCGACGUUGUUCUUGGUGGUCCGAACGAAGGAACCAACCUGGGAGAAAGAGACUUUGUUCUUUCGGGAACCAUUGGCGCCGCCUACUACGCCACAGAACGCGGGUAUUCUGCCAUUGCGCUCUCCGGAGCAAAUUCCAACAAUUCGUUUUUCAAGGACAAUCUCGACGACGAUCCAAACCAUUCUGCCAACAUCUACUCCAGGAAGUCUGUCGAGCUACUUGACGCAUUGUUUGAGAAGCAGGGUGACAACGAAAGACUGUUCCCUCUUUCCACCGGGCUGAACGUCAAUUUUCCAAAAGCCGGUUCCGACGUUGGCUCUGACUGUUUGGACCCAGUCUUCUAUCACUCCAGACAAACAGGCCAGGGCUUUUUCGUCUACGGUGCAGGAGUCAACGAGGAGACCAAUCUUGUGGAGGAACUUUCUUUGUAUGACAACGCGCUUGACGUGUGUUCUGCCGGUGACUGCUCGCUGCCUGCUGAGUUUGAAAUCAUCAAGAAUUGUGCCUCUGCCAUUACUGUGUUCUCGCUGGACCCAGACUCCAAGAAAAACGUAACAGACGACGUGAUCGCCAAGUUCGACUUUAUCCUGAGCUGA